GGUCCUCUCCUCUCUUCCUUUUCGCCGGAAUCAUCUUUUUCUCACGCUUUACGGCAUUUUUGCAAUAAACUUGCCGAAGCUUCGUGUUCCAGUGAUCGAAGUUGAGAAAGAGAAAGCGUAGCGCGGAGUCUCGGAUGCUCAACAACCUCACACGCGGCGGUUUCAUGUACCGUGCCGGCGUCACGAUGUUAUCUUCGUCUACUUCUUCCUCCUCUGCUGCUUUAUCGUCUUCGUGGAAGUCUUCGCGAUUUCUCAGCUCCGGUGUGUUCUCCGGUGGUGCGUCGAGGAAUCGCGUGGCCUUUCCCGUUCGGUUUCAUCGCGCUUCAGCUGUUCGGUGUUUUGCCUCUUCUGGGGGCUCUGAUAGGAUUCAGGUUCAGAACCCUAUCGUCGAAAUGGACGGUGAUGAAAUGACGAGGGUGAUAUGGAGUAUGAUAAAGGAUAAACUUAUUCUACCUUAUCUGGAUCUGGAUAUUAAGUACUUCGACUUGGGAAUUCUGAAUCGUGAUGCUACUGACGACAGGGUUACGGUUGAAAGUGCUGAAGCAGCUCUUAAGUACAACGUUGCUAUCAAAUGUGCCACUAUAACCCCUGAUGAGGGCAGAGUGAAGGAGUUUGGACUGAAAUCAAUGUGGAGGAGUCCUAAUGGGACAAUCAGAAACAUUUUAGAUGGAACUGUUUUCCGUGAACCUAUCAUGUGUGGCAAUAUCCCUCGGCUUGUUCCUGGCUGGAGAAAACCAAUAUGCAUUGGUAGGCAUGCCUUCGGUGACCAGUAUCGUGCCACUGAUACAGUAAUUAAAGGGCCAGGAAAAUUGAAAAUGGUUUUUGUCCCAGAAGAUGGGAGCGCACCAGAGGAACUAGACGUAUAUGAUUUCAAAGGCCCUGGUGUAGCUCUGGCUAUGUACAACGUAGAUGAGUCAAUUCGUGCUUUUGCUGAGUCAUCUAUGGCGAUGGCACUUGCUAAGAAAUGGCCACUAUACUUGAGCACCAAGAACACAAUUCUCAAGAAAUAUGAUGGCAGGUUCAAAGACAUAUUUCAAGAAGUUUACGAGGCUAAUUGGAAGCAGAAGUUUGAAGAGCACUCAAUAUGGUAUGAACAUCGGUUGAUAGAUGACAUGGUGGCUUAUGCAGUAAAAAGCGAAGGUGGAUAUGUGUGGGCUUGCAAAAAUUACGAUGGUGAUGUUCAGAGCGAUCUUCUUGCACAAGGGUUUGGCUCAUUAGGCCUCAUGACCUCCGUUUUGUUAUCCUCUGAUGGGAAAACACUCGAGUCAGAGGCGGCUCAUGGAACCGUAACUCGGCAUUUCCGACUGCACCAAAAGGGACAAGAGACCAGUACUAACAGCAUCGCCUCCAUAUUUGCAUGGACACGCGGCUUAGAACACAGGGCAAAACUCGAUAAGAACGAAAAAUUGAUGGAUUUUGUCAAGAAGCUCGAGUCGUCGUGUGUUAACACUGUUGAGACAGGGAAAAUGACCAAGGAUCUUGCCCUUCUGGUCCAUGGUCCCAAGGUGAGUAGGGAUGUGUACUUGAACACAGAAGAGUUCAUUGAUGCAGUAGCCUCCAAUCUCCAGUCACAGCUCAAUUGAGCCUGCUGUUGUCUGACCAUUUCUGUCAACAAUACAAAAAAUAAUACUCGCCACUAUUUCAUGUAAUGAACAAACAAAAAAAAACUAGCAAUGGCGGGUCCAAUGAUUUUUCUUUUGGAAUUACACGUUUGUUUAUGAAUUUCAA
Messenger RNA from Brassica oleracea var. oleracea, 1728 nucleotides. RefSeq names its product isocitrate dehydrogenase [NADP], chloroplastic/mitochondrial. Gene Ontology annotation, biological process: isocitrate metabolic process. Gene Ontology annotation, molecular function: NAD binding; isocitrate dehydrogenase (NADP+) activity; magnesium ion binding. The coding region runs from base 135 to 1583 and encodes 482 amino acids. Lineage: Eukaryota; Viridiplantae; Streptophyta; Magnoliopsida; Brassicales; Brassicaceae. The record is from RefSeq and is a predicted model, not a curated record. The transcript has 15 exons. Gene Ontology annotation, cellular component: mitochondrion.